This is a messenger RNA of Lacerta agilis (Sand lizard), 5350 nucleotides long. RefSeq names its product solute carrier family 16 member 1 (gene SLC16A1). The record is from RefSeq and is a predicted model, not a curated record. The transcript is spliced from 5 exons. The coding region runs from base 122 to 1627 and encodes 501 amino acids. Gene Ontology annotation, molecular function: monocarboxylic acid transmembrane transporter activity. Gene Ontology annotation, cellular component: membrane. Lineage: Eukaryota; Metazoa; Chordata; Lepidosauria; Squamata; Lacertidae. Gene Ontology annotation, biological process: transmembrane transport; monocarboxylic acid transport.
GAGACGCGAGAGAGAGAGAGAGAGACGCGGCGUGGGGAAGGGGCAGGAGCGCGUCGUGUGAGUCCCGCUGCGUGCAACGGAUCUUUGAUUUCUAGUUGAAUUUGCUACCACUUCAAUCAAGAUGCCACCAGCAAUUGGAGGCCCCGUGGGAUACACGCCACCGGAAGGAGGGUGGGGCUGGGCAGUAGUUGUUGGUGCCUUUAUCUCCAUAGGCUUUUCCUAUGCAUUCCCAAAAUCCAUCACGGUAUUCUUUAAAGAGAUAGAAAUAAUCUUCGAAGCAUCUAGCAGCAAAGUGUCCUGGAUCUCCUCCAUUAUGCUGGCGGUUAUGUAUGCAGGAGGUCCCAUCAGCAGUAUCCUGGUGAACAAGUAUGGCAGCCGGCCAGUCAUGAUGGCAGGCGGCUGCCUUUCAGGGUGUGGCUUGAUUGCUGCCUCUUUCUGUAACACAGUGGAAGAGCUUUACUUUUGUGUUGGGGUUGUAGGAGGCCUUGGACUUGCAUUUAAUUUAAACCCAGCCCUGACCAUGAUUGGCAAGUACUUCUACAAGAAGCGCCCGUUGGCUAAUGGACUGGCUAUGGCAGGCAGUCCUGUGUUCUUGUCUACGCUGGCUCCCCUGAACCAGUAUUUCUAUAGCAUUUUUGGAUGGAGAGGAAGCUUCUUAAUCCUCGGGGGCCUUUUGCUGAACUGUUGUGUUGCUGGGUCUCUAAUGAGACCGAUAGGUCCCAAGCCGGAGCCGCCAAAGAAAGAAGUUAAGGAAGUGUUGCAGGAGGCUGGCAAAGCAGGGGCAAAAGAAGAUGGAGCAGGAGAUGUCAGCGCAGACCUUAUUGCUGGGAAGUCUAAAAAGCAGAAAAGCACAGUUUUGGCGACUGUUAACAAGUUUUUGGAUUUGUCUCUCUUCACGCAUCGUGGCUUCUUGCUCUACCUGUUUGGCAACGUGGUCAUGUUUUUUGGACUCUUUACUCCAUUAGUCUUUCUCAGUAAUUAUGGGAAGAGUAUGCAUUUCUCUAAAGAAUCUUCUGCCUUUUUGCUCUCCAUUCUAGCCUUUGUAGAUAUGGUUGCCAGGCCAUCCAUGGGCUUGGUAGCUAACACCAAGUGGGUGAGGCCCAGGAUCCAGUACUUCUUUGCUGUGUCUGUAGUUUAUAAUGGAGUGUGCCACCUUCUGGCCCCUAUAUCCACCACCUAUGCUGGCUUUUGCAUCUAUGCUGGGUUUUUCGGAUUUGCCUUUGGCUGGCUCAGCUCUGUCUUGUUUGAAACACUGAUGGAUCUAGUUGGAGCUCAACGGUUCUCCAGUGCUGUUGGUUUGGUGACUAUUGUGGAAUGCUGCCCUGUUCUUUUGGGACCCCCUCUCCUAGGUAAACUCAAUGAUAUGUAUGGUGACUACAAAUACACCUACUGGGCGUGUGGCAUCAUCUUGAUUGUCUCUGGGAUCUUCCUGUUUAUUGGAAUGGGCAUCAAUUACCGGAUGCUGGCAAAAGAGCAGAAGGCUGAGGACAAGCAGAGGGCUGAAGCGAAAGAAGAAGAGACCAACAUUGAUGAGGCUGAAAAACAAAAAGAACCCAGCAAUGAUGUGGCCAGUUUGCCUCAGAAAAGCACAGAAGAUAGUGUGAAAGAGGAGGAUAGCCACAUGUGAGAGAGACUGGUAUCUUAAAUCCAGGAGGGCAUGAUGAAAGAUUAUCAAUAUGAUAUGUUGUGCUUGGGUGCGGGGAGCACUGUUGGUAGUGAACAGUGGGGAGAAGUUUAUAAAUCAGGUGAUUUUUUAAAAAAUCUGCAAAUUGUCUUUUUAUCAGCAUUUGACAGUAGCAGAGCUCAAUGGGCAGUGCCAUCUUUUUAUUGGGUGGGGAGGGAGGGAAAUUUUUAUACUCUGGCUUUUUUUAACAGUAAUGUGAAUGUACUAAUAUGUGCCUUAGAGCUUCCACAUUUAGGCUGUUCUGGAAAGGCCUUACCUUAGUUGUACAAACUGUUCCACUUAGAAUUUUGUAGUCUGCUUAGGCUAUAUCUGUAAAGGAUAUCUUGACUACUUUUUAUGUAGUAGGUUUCAAGGUUGGGUGUUAAAUAAACACUACUUCACAUGCUUCUAAAUUUUGUUACGGCCAGACUUGGUAGAAGUACAAAUAGCUUUGGAGCAUAGGUGAUGAAAAGUUUGGUAGAGUUUUAAUCAAUAUUAUUGCAGUCCUGAUGUUUCUAGAUUCCAGGUGCAUGCCAGCUUGAUUGUGUUUCUAACAGUUUUUUGAGAACUUUUCUUAUUGUUGGUUUUUGUUUUGUUUUGUUUAAGUCCCUUCCUGGUUAAAUGUGAGUUCUCGCCAUUUGAAUAAAAUAUGCAAAGAGACAUUUCCACUGUCUUUCACUUGACUUAUUAUGGAGUCAAGCCUACUUUUUAAUCACCGUUACUUUACUUACUGGUUGUCAUCAGACUAAGAAUGUCUGCCUUGAGAAAACAUUUCAAAAUGAAACGGGUAUCUGUGCAAGUGGUUGAGUUGGUUACUUUGUGCAUGCCUUGUGCAUUGAGAGAACCCUCAUUUAUACCAUUUUUCUAUACCCGUUUGACUCAUUCAGUGUCUGAGCUUAGCUUUGGAAUAGGAAAGAUUAAGGGUGUCACCCUAAGCACAGCUGCUUGCUUACUAACCCCACCACUUCCAAAGGGAUGCAUUUUCAUUCUCAUGUUCCUCUUUAAGUAGUGAUCUGACUGGGUGGCGAUGAAAUCUGGUACCCCGUUUUGUGGAGAGUAAUGCUCAGAGAACAGUUUCUCAGCACUAGCUAAACCGUUGAGUAGAUACUUCUUUCUAACCUGUGCUAAGGAUAGAUUGGUGGAAAACUGAACAGAGACAUUACUUUUUCUUAGUUCCUUGUGUUUUCUGAUGUGGCAACUUACUCCAAAUGGGCAAAGAAUUUGAAAUGAGAUGUAGCUGCUCAACUGCAAGACGCUUUAUUUGGUAAAAGAUGGGAGAAUCCUUUGUAUAUAUUUAUUCAUUUUUAUUAGUGAUAGUGAAAACCACACUUGGGAGGACAGCAGAGCCUCUUGCUAGUCAUAAAUCCUAAUAAAUAAUCCUGCAAGACACUUACUUUUUCAAAUAAACUUGCACCAUCUCAUUCAUCCACCAAAUGCUGGUAGUUUUUCCUGCUACUUUCAACAAUUUUUCAUAGCCACAUUCCAAAAUACAACAAGUAUAUUGGCAUGUAUCUUGUGAGUCAUCUAGUUAGAAGAUAGAGGCAAAUGAUCUCUGUGGGUUGUAAAGUUAAGUUCCAAUAACUGAGCCCACAUAGUUGAAUGGGACUCACUCACAGAUUAGUGUAUAUAUAGAAUUUCAGUCUUAAGACAUGCUGUUGUGAGUCACUCAAUCUUGUGAAAACCUGUAGAAGAGUAUAAGUAACAGAAGCACAAUUUUCUUGGAAUGUACCCGAUGCUUGUGUGUGUGAACGCCGAAGUGAACAUUAGCACCUUGCUUGAUGUUUAAAAUUUAGACACCCUUAGGCCAGAAAGCUAGGUGGGGAACACUGAAAACAGCAAUGUCUCUUCUGGUAAUGUCUAGUAAUACAAAAUGCAUUGCAUGUGCCAUUGGGCUCCUUGUUAGUCCCACACUACUCAGUUUCAUUGGUUGCUGCUUGCAAUGGCCAGGAAGCCCUUAGCAUAAUGACCUUGUUGUAUGUUUUGUACAAUUGGGGAGGAAGAGAAGAUGCUCUUUGUUUUUGGUGGGAGACGCAAAUAUUCUAAUGUCUUGUUCUAGCCUCAAUGUAUAAAGUUCAUAAUAUUGUGGUAUUGCAUUUGUCUUUGUAGGACAUGGAAAAGAAAUAGAUACGUUUUUCAGCAUGUUCUGGGAAUCUGAACCCAGCUUAAUAUGAACCAAAUUCCAGCUCUACAAUUCCAUGAUUCUGUGAAUUUGUGCAGUGGUUGCUUCUUGUUUUCCUGCAAACUAGUGUUCCAUUCCAAACAGCUGGUGUUUAAGUAUUAAUGGGUGUUCUUAGUGUUCUCAAUUUUUUGGCCAGAUACAUUGAAAUUCUGUUGGGUUUUUUCCUUCUAGGGUAGUGUAUUUUGAUGAUCAUCUGCACAGGAACUUCCUGUGCCUUCGAUUUAGCAGUUUUGUAAUAAGCCACAAGCACAGAAGGUUCCUCUGCAGGGACUGCUUUGUGCAACCUAAAAGCAGGUUUGCUGUGUGGCACAUCAGUUUCUCCCUCCAACAGUUCCACUUACAGCUGCAGACUUUGUAUUUAGAGCUUUUAUCUUGUGAUUGACCUCGAGUUGUAACAAGGAGGACCCUCCAGAUCCUUUUGGAUGAAUAGCACACAUUUGUGUGGCUUGUUUUGUGAAGAGUUAAUAACAGCAACUAUCCCUGUAAUGUGUAAUAUGUGAUGUCAUGAGUUUGUCCUUUGACAGGUAGGCGGAUUGUAGAAAAAUAUGCAGCUACAAGCUUUCAGCACCAGAACGUUUGCUAAUAUGAGUGGUGAAAUGAAUUAUGAUUAGUAACACUUAGCAAUAAUUUGUCAGUCCCCACAAAAAGUCCAUGCAUACACAUCCUUAGAGGCUAAAUAUAACACAAUGCUCUGGCGGGGGUAGCUAAUCAGUGGCCCCCCCCAGAUGUUGAUGGACUCCAGCUCCCUUCAGUAUCUCCCAGCAUGGUGAAUGGUGAGGGAUAAUGGGAGUUGUUGUCCAAUAACAUCUGGGGGAGCCAUAGAAUAGGCACCCCACUUCUAUUAGUUUCCCUCCACUUACUAAUGCCAGUGUUUUUCAUUAAAGGGUAUGAAAUUAAUUAACAAGUUUUAAACCUUUGAUUCUCCUUCACUGUGUAACCUACUUUUUUUUUUAAUUGAAGGUAAAUUACUUCUCUGCGAUACUCUUGCCUUGUCAAAGCUCAUACUGAAGAGAGAAUUCUUACCAUUUUGUGGAAACUCAACUCUGCUUUCUUUCUAAUAACUGGCCCACAUUUUUGGUUUAUGCAAAUAAAGCUGAACAAAUUGAUUUUGUAUUUUUCAUUUGCUCACCCCAAAUAUGUUGAUUCUGACAAGUAACCUUGGUGUUUUUGGGUUUUUUUUUUAAGUUCUGGAACUCUCUUGCCAGUAUUACACAAUGCACUGUGAAAUUCUUUUCUGUUGUCUUGUUCGCUUAGGUUUCGGAUUUUUAAUGUUUUGGGUUUUUUUUUGUAAUUGCAUUCUGCUCUAAAAUUGUACAAAAAGGAACAGGUCAGGGUAUUUUCAUACUUUAGAAUAUGUUUGUUUAUAAAGCCAAUAGAGUAUUUUGUAUAAACAGAUUUUAUUGUACUGUAUUGAGAUGCGACAUAAAACCAAGUUAUAUGUUCAGAAGUUCCAUGUGUCAAGAAUUCAUAAUAACUGGUUCACAUUGCAAUAAACUAACAAUGAAAAA